AUGGCGCCUAAGAAGAAGGGAUCCAAGAGACAGGAGGAGGACUGGGAGGCCGACCUCGGCGAGUCCGCCCCCGCCGGUGAUGCUCCGGCCGAGGAGCCCCAGGAAGGUGCCGGCGAGGAGGAGGCUCCCGUCGGUGGCCUGAUGGCUGCUCUCCGGAAGAACAAGGCUAAGAAGGCCAAGAAGGGCAAGCAGAACGACUUUGUCGAGGGCGAGGAUGCCCCCGCUGCCGGCGACGACCUGGCCAGCAAGCAGCCCGAAGAGGGCAACUUCGAUGACGACGAUGUCUUCGCCGGAAAGAAGACCAAGCCCAUCAAGGAUAUUCCUCAGCCCCCGGCUGAAGAGCCCGAGAGCGGCGAGUUCCGAGUGAAGAGCAAGAAGGAGAAGGAGCGUGAGAAGAAGGAGAAGGAGAAGCAGCGUAAGAAGGAACAGGCCGCCACAAAGAAGAAGGUUGCUCCUCCACCCAAGGCCGAGACUGCCAAGCCCGUCGCUGAGGUCAAGAAAGAGGAGGCUGCGCCUGCACCCGCCGCCGAGACUGGUGGUAAGAAGAAGAAGCUUCCUCCUCACCUGGCAGCUCUCCAGAAGCAACAGGAGCUUCUCCGACAGCAGCGUGAGGAAGAGGAGCGCAUUCUAGCCGAGGAACAGGCCACCGCCGCUAAGCAGAAGCUCCUCGAUGACGAGGAAGAGAAGAAACGUGAAGAGGCCCGUCAAAGGAAGAAGGAGAAGGAGAAGGAGAAGAAGGAGCAGCUCCGCAAAGAAGGCAAGCUGCUUACCAAGGCUCAGCGCGAGGCCAAGGAGCGCAACGAUAUGCGUAUGAAGCAGAUGCUGGCAUCUGGUGUCAAGGUCGCUGGUCUUGAGGAUGCUGGCGAGAAGAAGCGCCCCGUCUACGAGAACAAGAAGAAGAAGGCUGGCAAGAAGCAGGAGGAGGAUCUUGAGGCCGCUGCUGCCCGUGCUCAGGCUCAGCGUGAGGCUGAGGAUGCCCGUCGCAAGGAGGCUGAGGAGAAGGCCAAGGCCGAGGCUGCCGCUGCCGCGGCCGCUGCCGGUCCUGAGGAUGACGAUGCCGUCGACGACUGGGAGGCUGCUGCCGAUGAAGAUGUCAAGGACAGCUGGGAUGCUCCAUCCGAUGAGGAGAAGGAGGAGAAGGAGGAGGAGGAGAAGCCUGCUGAGAAGGCUGACGAGGAAGACUCCGAGUCUGACUCUGACGAUUCAUCUGAUGAAGACUCUUCCGAGGAUGAGGAGCAGUCUGCUAAUCAGCGGGCUGUUGCUGCACGCAAGGCUGAGGCCGCAGAGCGCAGAAAGAAGCAGCACGAGGAAGCUCUGGCAGCUCGUUCCAAGGACGAUCUCCGCUCUCCUAUUUGCUGUAUUCUUGGUCACGUCGAUACUGGUAAGACCAAGCUUCUUGACAAGAUUCGUCAGACCAACGUGCAGGAGGGUGAAGCCGGUGGUAUUACCCAGCAGAUUGGUGCCACUUACUUCCCCGUCGAUGCUUUGAAGACAAAGACUUCUGUUGUGAACAAGGACGGCAAGUUCGAAUUCAAGAUUCCCGGUCUUCUGAUCAUCGAUACUCCUGGUCACGAGUCUUUCUCCAACUUGCGUUCAAGAGGUUCUUCGCUCUGUAACAUUGCUAUUCUGGUUGUUGAUAUCAUGCACGGUCUCGAGCCCCAGACUCUCGAGUCUAUGCGUCUGCUCCGUGACCGCAAGACUCCUUUCAUCGUCGCACUGAACAAGAUUGAUCGUCUGUACGGCUGGACGAAGAUUGACAACAACGGAUUUGAGGACAGUUUGAACAUGCAGAACAAGGGUGUCCAGAACGAAUUCCGCUCGCGUCUUGAGGCUACCAAGCUUGCUUUCGCUGAGCAAGGUUUCAACUCCGAGCUCUUCUACGAGAACAAGUCCCUGUCUCGCAACGUCUCCCUCGUUCCCACCUCCGCUCACACUGGUGAGGGUAUUCCCGACAUGCUGAAGCUCCUCACCAGCUUGACCCAGGAGCGUAUGACCAACGCUUUGAUGUACCUGUCUGAGGUUGAGUGUACCGUACUGGAAGUCAAGGUCAUCGAGGGUCUCGGUACCACCAUUGACGUUGUCCUGUCUAACGGUGUUCUCCGCGAAGGUGAUCGUGUUGUGAUGUGUGGUCUGAAUGGACCUAUCACAACGAAUAUUCGAGCACUUUUGACGCCGGCGCCGCUUAAGGAACUGCGUCUUAAGUCUCAAUACGUUCACAACAAGGAGGUCAAGGCCGCCCUUGGUGUGAAGAUUGCUGCCAACGACCUCGAGAAUGCCAUUGCCGGUUCUCGCAUGCUUGUCGUCGGACCCGAUGACGAUGAGGAGGAUCUGGAGGAGGAGGUCAUGUCCGAUCUCGAGAACCUGCUCAGCCGUGUCUCCACUGACCAGCGUGGUGUCACUGUCCAGGCCUCCACUCUUGGUUCCCUUGAGGCUCUUCUUGAGUUCCUCAAGUCCUCCAAGAUUCCCGUUGCCAACAUUUCCAUUGGUCCCGUCUACAAGCGUGAUGUCAUGAUGGCAGGAACCAUGCUUGAGAAGGCCAAGGAAUUCGCUGUCAUGCUUUGCUUCGACGUCAAGGUUGACAAGGACGCCCAGGCCUACGCCAACGACAUUGGUGUCAAGAUCUUCACUGCGGACAUCAUUUACCACCUGUUCGACGACUUCACUGCCCACAUGGCCCAGCUCACCGAGCAGCGCAAGGAGGAGGCUAAGCUUCUUGCUAUCUUCCCCUGCAUCAUCAAGCCCGUUGCCGUCUUCAACAAGACUGACCCCAUUGUCAUCGGUGUUGAUGUCAUUGAGGGAAGUCUGCGUCUCCACACUCCGUUGUCUGCCAUCCGCACCAACGCUGCGGGUGUCAAGGAAAUUGUGGAUAUUGGCAGAGUGACAUCCAUUGAGCGUGACCACAAGGCCGUCCCCGUCUGCAAGCGUGGUCAACCCUCCGUCGCCGUCAAGAUCGAAGCCCCUAACCAGCCCAUGUACGGUCGUCACCUCGAAGAGAAGGAUCAGCUCGUCUCGCACAUCUCCCGUGCCAGUAUCGACACCCUCAAGGAGUUCUACCGUGCUGAGGUGUCAAUGGAAGAAUGGGGUCUUGUCAAGAAGCUCAAGCCCGUCUUCGACAUUCCUUGA
This is a messenger RNA of Penicillium nucicola, 3123 nucleotides long. RefSeq names its product putative mitochondrial translation initiation factor IF-2. NCBI's taxonomy places the organism in Eukaryota, Fungi, Ascomycota, Eurotiomycetes, Eurotiales, Aspergillaceae. The transcript is spliced from 3 exons. The record is from RefSeq and is a predicted model, not a curated record. Gene Ontology annotation, molecular function: GTPase activity; translation initiation factor activity; GTP binding. The coding region runs from base 1 to 3123 and encodes 1040 amino acids.